AUGAUGCCCUCGAGAUCGACGCCGAACUUAAGGGAAAACAGCAAAAGCACAGGAGUGUACUCAUACCUGCACGAUAAGUCAGGAUUGAAUUUCGCCCCGACGAGUAUAAGCGAAACUCGGCCUACGAGAAAUGACGAUUCUCCACCGCCAGCGCCCCCUGUUAGAGAUUCAUCCAGUCUUAAGUCCAUCAAGUACGGGCCUGGACACGAAAAGUUUCCGUCGUGGCCUGUGCCUGCCGCUGCGGAAACUCCACAGGCACUACGCAACCAAAACAAUGGCGGCUCACAUAGAUCAAAGUCAUGGACAGACCAUACCAAUUAUCCUAAAGAGAAGGUAGUACCAUACACGAGACCAUAUAUGAAAAGACAACAUUCAGCAUAUACUCAACAGAAACUCAAAACUGUGAUGGAAAAUUGUGAAAAAAUUCCACCCGAGACAUUUGAAUCACGCUACGACAAAAUGAGUGAUAGAAUUUUCUUGCCAAACUUGGAUAGCGACGGUAAAAAAUUAGGCGACAUGGAAUACAUUGUGCCAUCUCCUCCUGAGCGGGACAUUUCCUCCAAACCGCAGCUGACUCAGUCCGAACUGGAGGAAUACGCUAGGUCCUAUCAAGAGCCCAAGUACUGCGACGAUAUUAAGCCCAACCAUGAACUUACAGAAUCGGGUCUCGAAGAAUUCAUGGAAUACACAAGAAACUACGAAGACUCCCUCUUCGGCUCAAUGAACUCCAAACACGAUGGAAGCAUCCUUACCCAUCUCCACCAAAAACAAAUAUCCUAUGCCCAAUCCGAAGGCUAUCACAGCUACGUAUCCAGCACGGAUUCCACUUCGACCCCCUUCUUAGACCGUCUACGAAGGGACAGUGAAGCCGUAAUGGGUCGACCCAUGUCCUCAAACACUUGGGACGAACUGACCCCCGAAGACAUUCCUAGCUCGAGAAGCGAAGGCAGAGACAGUGUUGUGACGACUAGUUCGGGCAGUGCCUCUUCUAGUGAGACCCUAAAAUGGCACGGUUCCAUGAGUGACGUUUCGGUGACAUCUCAUAGUAGUUCGCAUCAUAAUUCCAGUAGCUCUACUAGGCAGUUGAUAGCCCAUAGCGCUAGGGUACAGACACCUCAAAGACACCAUUCGGAAAGUGUGUUAUAUAUGAGCGGGGAAAAGGAAAAUAAUUCGUGGAAAGACAGGGAAAGUCGGAAUAAUAACGCGAAUAAACUUAAAUUGUUUCCGCUGAAUACUUAUACGGUGCAGGAUGAUAACCAGAUGAGUGGCAUCAACAAUAGUUCUAAUAAUAGGCUGUCGAUAUCAUUACAGUCCGCUUUGUCAGUGGCAGAUCGCAUUAGUGAAUUAGAAAAGCAACAGAAAUACUCAUAUUUUGAUCCUGAAAAACGACACAAAGUUCCUGAUCCCACGCUGAAAGCCAUUCAGAAAAAGGCUCUACUUUCCUUCUACGAGAGACACAACAAUCCGAAUAACAAGAGCUCUUGGCGAUCGGAGCCUCAGCUGGCUCAAAAUACCUCCUUGACUUUGCCGCAGCCGCCCAUGAAACUCAAGGUGCAAAAGGCACAAACGCCUUCAAGAAGAGCCUCUUCAGCAUCCGACUACGCUUCUGGCAAUAACUCCAAGCGAAGCAGUCUAGCUUCCAGUUUGGAAUCGAAAGCUGACUACAAACCCAUACCAAGACAUCAACACAGCAACUCAUGCGGCAGUCUCUCCACUGACAUGCUAGGACCAAUGAUAGUGGGACCAUCGAUAUCGGUCGACGAUUAUAUUCCUGAUCAACCUCCAGCUAGGCCACCUAAAAAUCCUAAUCUAAGGAACACUUUUCCCGAUCUAUUUCAGGAUCAAAGGGUGCCCAGUCCCGAUUUGCCUCCACCUUCGCCGCCUACUGUAUUAGAAAAUGAAGUGUUUAAUAAUGAUGAACCACUUCCACCUCCUCCACCUGAAUGUGAAAAUGGCUGGCAGGAAGAUUUUGUUGAGCGGCUGGUCGACAGCAGUUCUGGACAUCAGAUGCCUGCUCCGCAAGUGCAAAAGACUAGUAAGAAGGAAAGUAAACUGAUUCAACAGACAAUAGGACUUCCAGAAAGAUAUCCUAGAAACUGUGCAGUGCGUUCCUCUAUUAAAACCAAAUCUACAGAUCAAAUCUUCCAUCAGGUCAACAGCAAACCAUAUAACAACACCAAUCACGUUGAAACGAAUAAUAAACCAGAGCAAAUUUUAGGUUUUCCAAGUCAAAGAGGUUAUCAGGAAAGAUCAAGUGCAAGAUACCCAAGUACGCAAAAACUGACUAUGAAUGGAAGUAUAGCUGUGAGCCAAAAAGUAAAUGGCAUUUCCGAUCAGUACAGACCCGAACCUUUAAGGUCGCAUAGAUCAGAAACGAAGUCAGUGCCGAGUCCGACAGAAAUUCAUCGAGCUCAAAGGGCAUCGAUUGCAGAAAGUCCCGGUAAAGAAGUUCCUCCUCCCCUACAACCCAGGCAAAUGAGGGUAAACCAAUCAAUGAGGGCGAGAAUAUCGUAUGACCAAAGGUCUGGUUCAACUGUCAAAUAUUCACCAGAAAAGGAAGUCUUCAGAGGCCACCGAUUAUCCUCAAUAAGCCAAUCAAAGGCAUCCUACCUGACGACAGCCCGUCGUGAUCGGGAUAGAAUCAUCCCAGAAUCAGAAACUGGCAGCUAUAAAAGGACCAUGUCGCCCAACGGCCAUGCUCUUCCCCCAGAAACAAUCAACGAAUCUCAAAAAGUAAACCACAGAGAAACGAUUUGGCCAUCCCACAGGCCAGUCAAGAACAACAGCAUCUUGAGAAGAGCCUCUAUGAACGACAAAAACAUAGAAAAAUGUGAUGACAAAGAAGACUUAAAAAAAUCGUUGGUUUUACCAGAUGUUCUGCCUGUUAAUGUGAAGCUAAUGGGGCCUAGAUCUCAAUACAACAGGCCUCCGCAGCUGAGUCUUGUAUCUGACAGCGAGUCUAGUGUUAUUUCGCCAAAGUCUCCGGUAAAAUCACCUCCUUCUUCACCGCCAAAGAGUCCUUCUAGGAAUUCUCCGUUUACGCCAUUACGUACAACGACAUACUCUACGACGACAGUAUCUUCUUCAAGUAUUGUUACAUCUUCUCCUAUCACUACUCUCCCUGCCACUAGAUUUUCUAUUAGUUCAGUUGGUUCUACUAAUAGUAUAAGGACUUUACCGGCCACUCUACCCAGGGCCAACGUUAGUCCUAGUAGAGACUCCAAACCUAGUUUUACACCUCCACACUCUCCAAAGCGAUCAUCCCCUUGUACACCUAAAUCUCCAAGGAGGAAUUCCCCUCCUAUUAAACCAUCUUUAUCUCCCAGUUCUACUAUGAAACUUUCUCCUGUUAAGACUUCUUCCCCAAUUCAUAGUACAUCUUUACCACCUUCUCCCCUUAGUAUAUCCUCGUCUACAAAUACUCCUUCACCUCCUGGUUCUACAACGCCCAUACUAAAAGAGGAAUAUCCUAAAGUAAUCGAAGGAUUACAGUUAAUUCAAAGGACUGAAGUCGUUCUGAGGGUUAACACUACUACAACGGAUGCAGCUUCUCAAACCGAGAAAGAAGAAUUACCCCCAACGCCUUUGCCCGUACGGAAGAAAUUGAAAGAAGAAAUCGAGUGUGAACAAUUAGCAGAAGAUCUUGUAGAUCACUUGCCUAGUUCUGAUAGGCUGAAGGGGCUUUUAGUGCCUCUGCCUGAAUAUAAGAAACCGACAGAUUACGUACAGGGGUUGUUCCGUGUAGAAGCAACUACAAAGCCUAGAUCUCUUAACUCCCCCUUCCGAAGUAAAAACAACACACCAAGUAGUACGCCCCCGCCUACGUUAAUGAUUCCUGUUAAUACUUCAGCUACAAUGACAGCAACCACCCGACUGAGUUUAUCGCCUGCUUCGCCAACUUCUCCUACACCUUCGAUACCAUCAAUAGAACCUACAAGUCCUCUGUCAGGUUCUUCAACGUACUUCACCACCUCCGAAGCCAAGGCUAAACUUCUUACAAGGUAUAGCCAGGAUAUGAAAAAUUGUGUUAUCGUCAAAAAUACCAAAGAUCUUAGUCAAAAGAAGGAAGAAUUGGUUAGUCGUUUAGAUAAAAAACUUGAAGUGCUCCGAGGUGAGCAGUUCAUAGUGAACGACGAAUGCAAAAUAAAUGACGAGCUCGGAGAAAAUGUAGAAAUACAUAUCAACAGGGUGGCCAGACCCCAAGAGGUUGCCAAAUUUAGGCUCCAUGUAGAAGAGGUUGGGAAAAUCACAAGUCUGCUACUAAGUCUAUCGGGAAGAUUAGCCAGAGCCGAGAAUGCCCUAAUGAGCAUGGAAGAAGGUGAUCCAGAGAAGAGGAUAUUAGAAGCCAAACGAGACAAACUCUUGGACCAACUGGAGGAAGCGAAAAAAUUGAAGGAGAGCAUCGACCGAAGAAGCAUCAACGUUUCGAAUAUUCUGUACAAAUACCUUAAUUCCGAGGAGUACGCAGACUAUGAUCAUUUCAUUAAUAUGAAAGCCAAAUUAUUAAUGGACUCGAAAGAAAUCUCAGAUAAAAUAAAAUUAGGCGAAGAACAAUUGAUAGCGCUUAAGGACACCCUUAUAAUCACAGACUGA
Psylliodes chrysocephalus is the source of this 4593-nucleotide messenger RNA. NCBI's taxonomy places the organism in Eukaryota, Metazoa, Arthropoda, Insecta, Coleoptera, Chrysomelidae. The record is from the annotation of a GenBank genome assembly.